AUGCGGCUCAGUUCCUUGGGGAGCCCUUCCUUCGUGACCCUCUAUAACCUCCCAUUCUGCCAAGCCCUGAUGCCCCCCAGACCUGCCCUCGCCGAAGCUAGGUGGUCUCAGUCCCACCUGGGGGCCUCUGCUCUCCAGCCGCCUCACGGAGUUCUGCCACUGGUGAAGGGUCACCAGGUGUUGCUGGUGUUCUCUGGGUCCGAGGGCUUUUCUCCUGCAUCUUCAUCACCCCCACUUUCUCUGUCCACGCACCGUGACCACUGGCCAACCCAGAUUCUCACCAGGACCCAGUCCCUUUGGGCUCAGCUGGCGGCUCUGGCCUGGUCUCCAUAA
Rangifer tarandus platyrhynchus (Svalbard reindeer) is the source of this 333-nucleotide messenger RNA. The record is from the annotation of a GenBank genome assembly. NCBI's taxonomy places the organism in Eukaryota, Metazoa, Chordata, Mammalia, Artiodactyla, Cervidae.